Messenger RNA from Rhododendron vialii, 405 nucleotides. RefSeq lists its product as uncharacterized. The transcript has a single exon. The coding region runs from base 1 to 405 and encodes 134 amino acids. The record is from RefSeq and is a predicted model, not a curated record. Lineage: Eukaryota; Viridiplantae; Streptophyta; Magnoliopsida; Ericales; Ericaceae.
AUGAAAAGAGUUAUACGUUUCAGGAAAAAGGGUAAAUUGAAUCCUCGAUAUGUGGGACCCUUUGAAAUUAUCAAAAGGGUUGGGCCUGUUGCUUAUCGUCUCGCGUUGACAUCUGAACUCGCUAAUGUUCAUGAUGUUUUCCAUGUUUCUAUGCUCAAACCCUACGUAGCAGAUGCUUCGCAUGUACUCACUCGGCCUCCGAUUGAGCUACAAGAGAAUCUAACUUAUGAAGAGCGUCCCAUUCGUAUUAUGGAUCGACGAGUCAAACAAUUACGGAAUAAAGCCAUUCCUCUAGUUGAAGUUUGGUGGGAAAACCACUCAAGUGGCAAGGCAACCUGGGAAAAAGAGGAUGACAUGCGUCAACGUUAUCCUGAAUUAUUUGACGAAGGUACUAGCAUAAUUUAA